AUGGCCCAGAUCGACGCCCACCUCAAAGACGUCGCCAUCCUCGGCGCCAUCCCUGGCGACGCCCGCAAGAUCCUCACCCGUGACGCCUGUGCCUUCCUGGCCAUUCUGCACCGCACCUUCAAUCCCACCCGUAAAGCACUGCUGCAGCGUCGCAUCGAACGCCAGGCCGAGAUUGACAAGGGCCAUCUGCUCGACUUCCUGCCCGAGACCAAGCACAUUCGCGAGAACGAUGCCUGGAAGGGCGCCCCCCCAGCUCCGGGGCUGGUCGAUCGUCGGGUCGAGAUCACCGGGCCCACGGAUCGCAAGAUGGUGGUGAAUGCGUUAAACUCGGAUGUGUGGACCUACAUGGCUGAUUUUGAGGAUUCCAGUGCCCCCACGUGGGAAAACAUGAUCAGCGGCCAAGUAAACCUGUACGACGCCAUCCGUCGUCAAGUGGACUUCAAGCAAGGCGGAAAGGAAUACAAGCUACGCACCGACCGUCAGCUGCCCACAUUGAUCGCGCGCGCACGAGGCUGGCACCUCGACGAGAAGCAUUUUACCGUUAAUGGCGAGCCUAUCUCCGGCAGUCUCUUCGAUUUCGGACUGUACUUCUUCCACAAUGCGCGCGAGCUCGUCCGCCGUGGCCACGGUCCUUACUUCUACCUCCCCAAGAUGGAGUCCCAUCUCGAAGCCCGUCUGUGGAACGAUGUCUUCAACCUCGCCCAGGAUUAUAUCGGUAUGCCCCGUGGUACUAUCCGAGGUACCGUGCUGAUCGAGACCAUCACUGCUGCGUUUGAGAUGGAUGAGAUUAUCUACGAAUUGCGUGAUCAUAGCUCCGGGUUGAACUGUGGUCGUUGGGAUUAUAUCUUCUCGUUUAUCAAGAAGUUCCGGAAACAUAAGGACUUUGUCCUCCCUGAUCGGUCGGACGUUACCAUGACCGUGCCAUUCAUGGAUGCGUAUGUUAAAUUGUUGAUUAAGACCUGUCAUCGACGAGGUGUUCACGCCAUGGGAGGCAUGGCCGCUCAAAUCCCCAUUAAAAACGACCCCGCCGCCAACGACAAAGCAAUGGAGAGCGUCCGAGCGGACAAACUGCGCGAAGUGCGCGCCGGCCACGACGGAACCUGGGUGGCCCAUCCGGCCCUGGCAUCCAUCGCCUCUGAAAUCUUCAACAAACACAUGCCAACUCCGAACCAGCUUUUCGUGCGCCGCGAAGACGUCCACAUCACCGCCAACGACCUCCUCAACACCAACGUCCCUGGUAAAAUUACCGAGGCCGGAAUCAGAAAGAACCUCAACAUCGGUCUCUCCUACAUGGAAGGCUGGCUGCGUGGCGUCGGCUGUAUCCCGAUCAAUUUCCUCAUGGAGGAUGCGGCCACCGCGGAGGUGUCGAGGUCCCAGCUCUGGCAGUGGACUCAUCAUGGGAUUUCCACCGCGGACGGGAAGAAGGUUGACAAGGCGUAUGCGCUGCGUUUACUCAAGGAGCAGGCGGAUGAGCUCGCUGCUAAGGGACCAAAGGGGAAUAAGUAUCAGCUUGCGGCGAGGUAUUUCGCUGGUCAGGUUACCGGGGAAGAUUAUGCGGAUUUCUUGACUAGUUUGUUGUAUAAUGAGAUUUCGAGCCCUGGGCAGGCUUCGAAGUUGUAG
Molecule: messenger RNA, 1620 nt
Organism: Aspergillus tanneri
Lineage: Eukaryota; Fungi; Ascomycota; Eurotiomycetes; Eurotiales; Aspergillaceae
Product: malate synthase
Exons: 3
Coding region: 1-1620 (539 amino acids)
Biological process (GO): glyoxylate cycle
Cellular component (GO): peroxisomal matrix; cytoplasm
Molecular function (GO): malate synthase activity
Source: RefSeq, a predicted model, not a curated record